Messenger RNA from Malus domestica (apple), 2093 nucleotides. RefSeq names its product histone deacetylase 15. Gene Ontology annotation, biological process: negative regulation of transcription by RNA polymerase II. The record is from RefSeq and is a predicted model, not a curated record. Gene Ontology annotation, molecular function: transcription factor binding; histone deacetylase activity. Lineage: Eukaryota; Viridiplantae; Streptophyta; Magnoliopsida; Rosales; Rosaceae. Gene Ontology annotation, cellular component: cytoplasm; histone deacetylase complex.
AAACUAUAAGGGUAUAAUUGCAAAAAAAAAAACAGUCAAUCGGAUAGUUCAUAGCUCGCAACCUACUGGGCUUCUGAGCUUCUGCUUUCCCUUCGGAAUUUGCUGAUACAGUAAGAUCCCCAAGCUGUCCUACCCCAGGAAUGAUUGUGGCUGAAAGUGCCCAUGUAAGCUCAGAAAACAACUUAGCACCAGAAGCACUUUCAAUGGGUCGUUUAGCAAAUGGGGCGGCCGAGAAAAGUCUUCACAAACCAAACAACCAAGCUCAAUGUCAAGGCUCUAAUGGGAGAUGUGGAAGCUCGGGCUCUCACGGAACGAAAUCUAGACCGUGUCGUGAGGAAAAUUGUGGGGAAGGAGAUGUAGGAGUAUCUGGAAAAGAUGCACCAACUGAUGUUUUAAGUAAAAAGGCAGCAGAGCAAAUGGAAAUGACAUUAGAAGACAUGUACAACCAAGACCUCGAUGACGAGGAUGAUGAUAGCGAUUGGGAUCCCUUCCAACAGCAUGUAGAAGUAAUGAAAUGGUUCUGCACCAACUGUACAAUGCCCAAUCUUGGUGAUAUUGAUCAUUGUGAUGUAUGUCGAGAACAUAGAGAAUCUGGUAUCUUGAGGCAGGGGUGUUUCGCAUCUGCCUUUGAUUCAAGCCCCACUGAGACUAUGUCUGACACUAGAGAAAGACACAAAGGCUCCCAAGAUUCAGCGUCAAAGAGUUCCACUGCUGUAGGUUUCGAUGAGAGAAUGUUGCUACAUUCAGAAGUUCAAAUGAACUCACAUCCGCACCCAGAAAGACCAGAUCGUAUUCGAGCCAUUGCUGCUAGCCUUGCUACAGCUGGUAUAUUUCCAGGAAGGUGCCAUCCAAUUCCUGCUAGAGAAAUCACUCGCGAAGAACUUCAGAUGGUCCAUUCUUUGGAGCAUAUUGAAUCAGUUGACCAUACAGGCCAUAUGUUUUCAAGUUAUUUCACCCCUGACACAUAUGCCAAUGAACAUUCAGCACGUGCUGCUAGACUUGCAGCAGGUUUAUGUGCUGAUCUUGCUAAAGCAAUUGUUUCUGGACGUGCCAAAAAUGGUUUUGCCCUUGUUAGGCCUCCUGGUCAUCAUGCUGGUGUAAGACAGGCUAUGGGGUUUUGCCUCCACAAUAAUGCAGCAGUUGCUGCAUUAGCAGGUCAGGUUUCUGGUGCUAAGAAAGUGCUAAUCGUUGAUUGGGAUGUUCAUCACGGGAAUGGCACACAAGAAAUAUUUGAUCAGAACAAAUCGGUCUUGUAUAUAUCCUUACAUAGACAUGAAGGAGGGAAGUUUUAUCCUGGCACUGGAGCUGCUGACGAGGUUGGAACCAUGGGGGCUGAAGGAUACUGUGUGAACGUUCCAUGGAGUUGUGGUGGAGUUGGUGACAAUGAUUACAUAUAUGCAUUUCAGCAUGUUGUGCUUCCUAUAGCUUCUGAGUUUGCUCCCGAUUUCACCAUCAUAUCAGCAGGAUUUGAUGCAGCACGAGGUGAUCCACUGGGAUGCUGUGAUGUUACUCCUGCGGGCUAUGAAAAGAUGACACACAUGUUGUCUGACUUGUCUGGAGGAAAGAUGCUUGUUAUUCUUGAGGGCGGUUACAAUCUCCGUUCAAUAUCGUCUUCUGCUACUGCAGUAAUCAAGGUAUUGCUGGGUGAAAGUCCAGGAUGUGAAUUGGACACCACUUUACCUUCCAGAUCCGGCCUACAAACCGUUCUGGAGGUCCUUCAAAUUCAAAAUAAAUACUGGCCUGCUCUCGGAUCCAGCCUUACGAAAUUGCAGUCACAAAUGAAAACGUACUCUGUUCAAAACAAAAAAAAGCAAAUUAAAAAGAGCCGGCGGACUCUUGCACCAUUGUUUUGGAAAUGGGGAAGGAAAGCUCUAUUGUAUCAUCUUUUAAACGGGCAUUUCCAUGUAAACCGGAAGGAUUGGUGAUCGACCCUGCUGAUCGUAAGCACAUAUGCUUCCCCGUGUAGUUUGAUGCAUUUUUGUAAACAGCUAGCUCAGGAACGAUGUAUUGAUACCGCUUCCGUUCGCUUUUUUGCCAAGCGAUGAUGUUUUAAUCAUACAUUAUCAGAACUUAUGAAUUUCAAUUCGAGUACA